AGUCUAUAGUUAGCACGGCGCUAACGUGACAGAGGAAGUUUCAACAGGCUGUCGCUCGUUUCUCCUCUAAUAAACUCACUAUUUCGUCAGUAAACUCGGUUUGGUGAAUGGUCAGGAUGUUCAACCCUCAUCAGCACCAGCAGCAGCAGCAACAUCAGUUUCAUCAGCACCUCCGUCAGCUCCAGCAGCUCUUUCAGCAGCAGACGCCUCCACCUCCGCCUCCACCUCCUCCUCCACCACAGCCUCCACCUACACACCACAUCGCACACCAUCACCAGGCCGCACGGGCGAUGGCGGUUCCUGCUCCAGCUCCUCCUCCAGCCCGCAUGGUGAACCUCUGCUCCGCCACGCAGACCAUCAUCGCUCCCAAUCCUAUGCUGCAGGGGGCGCUGCUGAUGCAACAGAUGCAGGGCAGCAUGCGUGGCUUCGCUAUGGGAGGUCAGCAGUUUCCUCCGUUCUUCGCUGCUGGGUCUCGAGCGUCUCUUCUGGGCCCCGUUCCAAUGGGAGUCGCCAUCAAAACACCACACAUGGGGUUCCCUCGCCAUUUCACACCGCACGCUCGCUAUUUCCCCAAUGAUUUUCAGACGCCUCAGCCGGACAGGAAGAGGGAGAUCGAGCAGAAAUCAGCAAACAUCAGCAGCGGCCAAUCAGCAGCCAGCAGCAGCAACGGCCAACCAGAAGCCGCCAGAAGCAGCAACGGCCAAUCAGCAGCCAAAAGCAGCAGCAGCAACGGCCAAUCAGCAGCUAGCAGCAGCAGCAACGGCCAAUCAGCAGCUAGCAGCAGCAGCAACGGCCAAUCAGAAGCCAAAAGCAGCAACAGCAGAGCAGAUGAAGCCGUCGCUGUGGCCGAUCCAGGAUCUCAGGGGUCUUCAGAGCAGCCUGAUGAACCUGCGGCCAAAAAACACAAAACACAGGAGUCAGAGGAGCCUUUGGAGAAAGAUUCAGCUGAAAACACUGAAUGUAAGAGCCCUGCAGAUGCUGGAGAUUCUCUACUGGAGGAAAGUGUUGUGAAUGAACCACUGGCCACUGAAGCAGAAGAACAGUGUCAAGCGGACAAGCAGACUGAUGCUGCAGAUGUGGAUCAGCCGAUCAGCGGAGCUCCAGCAGAUGCCGGCGGCUCAGAUUCAGUGUCUGCAGUAAAGCAGACGGUGGCGGUGGCGGCUCCAGUCCAGCACCAGCUCACAGACACCGCAGCAGCAGAAUCCUCCAGCAGCUUCUUCUGCUAUAUCUGCAACAUCACCUGCCAUAACCAGCAGAAUUUCCAGAGCCAUAUGAACGGACUGACGCACCAGCAGAAGAUGAUGGAGAUCCAGCACAUGAGUAACGCCUGUCUGGUCACAUUACUGCCGCGCGUCCAGGAGUCACUGCAGGGAGCAGCUCGCAAAGACGGUGAGAAGAGGCCUGGUCUACAGAGAUGGUGCUCCACCUGCCAGACUCACUUCACCAGCAACGUCAUGGAGCACCGCAGAACCAAGGAGCACAAGCGCUGCAGUCGCUCCUCCAGCAGCAGCUCCUCCAGCAGCAGCUGUACCGUCUGUAAGCUGAACUUCAGGACGGCCAGAGAGUUUGUGGAGCACAUGCAGUCGGCGGAGCACAAGCAGAGAGUCCAGCAGCUGUGGAAGGAGUCUGGCUCUGGUCCUGUGGAGGAACUGAACACUGUGAUGUUACUGGGAGAAGAAGAUGGAGAUUUCUGCAGCGACGACGAGCGCGAAGACGAGGAGAAUGGCAAGGAGGGUCUUUCUGCACAGAUGGAGGUCACAAUGGAAGAUCUGGAUGAAGACGAGGAGUUUGACUCAGACACAGUGUAUGGAUCUAGUUUUGUGGUUCCUGUGUCCGGGUUUCUCUGUCGACUCUGUGAUCAGUUUUAUCACUAUGAGUCUUCGGCUCGACACGCUCACUGCAAGACCCUCAAACACUUCCAGAACCUGAAGCGUUAUAAAGCCUUAAAGAAGCAUGAAGACUCGGGUUCAACCUCAGCAGAAGCAGUAGAAGAAGAAGUAGCAGCAGCAGAGGGACUCAUCAUCACAGAGGAGAGCUCCGUGUGUCCGUCAGCGUCUCCAAACACCAACACCAGCAGUACACCACCACAGCAGGAGGAAAAACUGGAGCCGGAGGAGAAGCUGGAGCCAGAACCGGAGCCGGAAGAGAAACUAGAGCCGGAGCCGGAGCCAGAGGUGGAGGAGAGGAGCAGUGAACGCGGCCGCGGCAGGACCUCAGCCAAGAGGAGAGGACGAGGAGGACGGCGGCGCUAACACGCAGCACAGGACCUCAGUGAAAGCACCCUCCGCUGUCCCUCCACUAGGGUUCGUGCCACACUCUCGACCUCUGACCCUGUUUGUACAGUAGUGUUUUAAUGAGCACAACAGCUCAGCUCCAGAUGAGGAGGAGGAGGAUGAUGUGCGCUUUAUUGUUUCAUGUUUAUCAGGACGCCAUACUGAACCACACACAGACACAAACACACACUCUUUACCUUUAAAACAGGACCCUUACUUCAGAAAAAAACCCUCAGAGCACGCACACACACACACACACACGAGCAGGUCACACAUCACACCGAAAAUCAUGGUAAGAGCAGUUUUUCAGCAGUUUUCACUGUGUGUACAUGACAAAUAAAUACACACAUAUAUAUAUAUAU
Messenger RNA from Danio aesculapii, 2635 nucleotides. RefSeq names its product cdkn1a interacting zinc finger protein 1a (gene ciz1a). Gene Ontology annotation, molecular function: zinc ion binding; nucleic acid binding. The record is from RefSeq and is a predicted model, not a curated record. NCBI's taxonomy places the organism in Eukaryota, Metazoa, Chordata, Actinopteri, Cypriniformes, Danionidae. The transcript is spliced from 16 exons. Gene Ontology annotation, cellular component: nucleus. Bases 108 to 2252 code for a protein of 714 amino acids.